AUGUAUCGGAAGUUGUCUAAGUUAGAACACUCGGAAAUAAAACAACUUCUUACAGAAGCUAAUAUAGAUGUUGCAAAGCAUUACGCAACAAACAAAAAAGCACUCGCUGACUUCAUUAAAGACUAUAAUGGUGCAAUAAGUUAUGAUAGAAUUCAUGAGUUCAUAAAGCCGCAACGCGGCGAGGACGAAGUCCAUGCAAGAGCAUUUCCUUUAAAUGACGUUGCUAUUGACUUAUAUCAUAGACGUUCAGUACCUCAUGAAGUAAGAAGAGAAAUGUUUGACAUAACAAAUGCAAACGUUGGUGAAACAAGAAGAAGAGACGACACACUGAAACAACAGAGAAGAGAGAUGUUUAAGAGCGCUAUAGAACAAGUUCGCAAAGCUAACGAUGUCAUUCGUUCCAUUGACGACAAACCAAAAGAAGGUGAGAGAUGGUUAA
Messenger RNA from Trichomonas vaginalis G3, 439 nucleotides. RefSeq names its product organellar and viral DNA polymerase type B. The transcript has a single exon. The record is from RefSeq and is a predicted model, not a curated record. The annotation marks the transcript as partial. NCBI's taxonomy places the organism in Eukaryota, Parabasalia, Trichomonadida, Trichomonadidae.